GUAUCUAUUGCACUUAAGUAGCGAUAACACGGAUGCCCCUGUUUACACUUUCCGAUGAUGCUAUCACCAGCUGUUGUGGGCGGUAAAAAUACAGAGGGGCAUCGGGAGGGCAAUCGACGUCCGAGCGAGUUGAUUACCCCGUUUGACUUUGGGGGAGGAGCCGGCGACCCCAAUGACUUUGGAUCGUCGUAAUCAGCAGCAAUAUACUGGAAUAGUUGCCGUAAUAAGCUCGGAUAGGCGCCUCUCAGGUGCCCGGCAGUUGCUGUCAAGCGCUUUCAGGGGAAGGAACUAGCCGGAGACACUGCAAAAUGCCGAUCCAACUGGAGGAGGAGAUAUUUGGCCUGGCCGUGAAUCCGUUCACCAAGUCGCCGGAAAUGGUGCGUCGCUACACGCUCAGCAACAGCAAGGGCAUGUCCGUGUCGGUGAUCCAACUGGGGGCCAUCAUCCAGAGUGUCCGCCUGCCGGAUGCCUAUCAUAAGGUUGAUGAUGUCUGCCUGGGAUUCGAGGACAUUGCAUCCUAUUUGGCCACCAAGUCGUCCUACAUUGGUGGAACCCUUGGGCGAGUGGCCAACCGUGUGGCCAAUGGCGAGUACGAGGUGAACGACACGAAGUGCAAGGUGACCAAAAACUUUCAGGACAAGUACCAAUUGCAUGGUGGAUUCGUGGGCUUCGACAGCGUCAUUUGGGAGGUUGUGCAAAAGUCGGACGAGGGUGUGGUCUUCCGGCACAUGUCACCCCACAACCACGAGGGAUAUCCGGGCAACCUGGUGUGCCUGAUUACCUACCAGCUGGACGAGGAGAAUCGACUGUGGGUGCGGUUCGAGGCCACCACGGAUCGUUCGACAAUGGUAAAUAUUUCCAACCACGCCUACUUCAAUCUCGCUGGCCAUGGAACCGGCUCCAAGGCUCUGGCGGAGCACACGGUGGAGAUUGCAUCCAACCAUAUUGUGGAGACGGACGGUGAUCAGAUACCCACGGGACAGCUAGUCAACGUGGAUGGAACUGUCUACGAUCUGCGUCUGCCAGUGCUUCUGGGCGACCGCCUGCGGCAGUUCGAGGAGCGACCCAUUGAGGGUUACGACAACUGCUUUGUGGUCAACGAUGGCCAGCUGCAGAAGACCAUCGCAAAAGUGGCUAAGAUUGUGCAUCCGCCUAGUUGCCGGGUCCUCGAGGUGUGGACCAAUCAGCCGGGUAUGCAGUUCUACACGGCGAACAAUCUGCCGGACGUGAAGAACGGCGAAGCACCCAUUAUCGGCAAGGAUUGCACUCACUAUAUCAAACACGGUUCUUUCUGCGUGGAGACCGAGAAAUUCCCCGACUCUAUGAACCAUCCGGAUUUCCCAUCGAUCCGUCUGGAUGCGGGUGAGAAUUACAGACACGAGGCUAUGUACUGGUUCAAGGUCGAGGAGUCCUGGAAAUGUUGCUGCAAUAACACUGCCUGAACGUAAUGACGAUCUCUAGUAAAUAAAGCCAAAUUCCUGUCCCAAAAAAAAAAAAAA
This is a messenger RNA of Drosophila serrata, 1499 nucleotides long. RefSeq names its product galactose mutarotase. Gene Ontology annotation, molecular function: carbohydrate binding; aldose 1-epimerase activity. The record is from RefSeq and is a predicted model, not a curated record. NCBI's taxonomy places the organism in Eukaryota, Metazoa, Arthropoda, Insecta, Diptera, Drosophilidae. Gene Ontology annotation, biological process: glucose metabolic process; beta-D-galactose catabolic process via UDP-galactose, Leloir pathway.